Messenger RNA from Argiope bruennichi, 983 nucleotides. RefSeq names its product techylectin-5A-like. Bases 1 to 867 code for a protein of 288 amino acids. The record is from RefSeq and is a predicted model, not a curated record. Lineage: Eukaryota; Metazoa; Arthropoda; Arachnida; Araneae; Araneidae. The transcript is spliced from 5 exons.
AUGUGCACUGUUGUUUGUUUAAUCUCUAUAUUCAGCUGCAUAAAGUGUUGGAAAAUACCGCCAGCGUUUAGUCUUAAAUUGAAAACAGAGAAGAAAAGCAGUUUGUUUUUUCCGGGAGGAAUAGGGACUUCAUCAUGUCCCACAAUAUCUCAGAAUAGUAGAGAAAGACCAAUGGACUGUGAAGAGGUAUUGCGCAGUGGUCGCAAUAAGAGCGGCGUCUAUACUAUCUGGCCGAGAAACAGGAUAAUGGAAGACAGAUCAAUCGAUGUUUUCUGUGACAUGAAUACCGACGGAGGAGGAUGGACGGUGAUACAAAGAAGAGGAAAUUUCAGCAGACCAAUCGAUUAUUUUUUUAAGACUUGGUCAAGUUACAAAGUAGGAUUCGGGGACAUUGAAAAAGAUUUUUGGUUAGGUAAUGACAACAUAUAUGCCUUGACCAAUCAGCGCCUUGAUUCAAUUCGAUUCUAUUUGAAAGCCGUCGACGGAGAAAAGAGAUAUGCCCUCUACGAUCUUUUUUGGAUAGAAGAUGAAAGCAACAAAUACAGAUUGCAUAUUGAUAGCUACAGGGGGGAUGCAGGUGAUUCCAUGCAUGAAAGACAAAACCACCAGUAUUUCAGCACUAAGGACCAGGACAAUGACAACACUACAGAGAGCUGUGCCCUCAAGUAUAAAGGUGGAUGGUGGUACGGGAAAUGUCAUCAGUCCAAUUUAAAUGGUAUUUAUCGCAGGGGCGUGUUUGAAGGUGCCGCAGACGGAUUCAGCUGGUACACAUUUAAAGGACAAAACGAAGAACUAGAUACAACAGAAAUGAAGAUAAGGUCAAAGAAUUUCCGUAAAACUUUGAUGUCAAUGGAUACUCCAAUGUAGCGAAGGACAAUAAGAUAAUUAUUGAAUAUAUUUCUUAAAUGUAUUUUGAGUAGAUAUUAUUUUGGUUAUAAUCUUCUUGUAUUUGAGCAAUAAAUUCUAAUGUGAGUGUUUUGAUA